Bradysia coprophila is the source of this 2255-nucleotide messenger RNA. RefSeq lists its product as uncharacterized. Gene Ontology annotation, molecular function: protein binding. The record is from RefSeq and is a predicted model, not a curated record. Lineage: Eukaryota; Metazoa; Arthropoda; Insecta; Diptera; Sciaridae.
GGUCCUGGUGUGCUCUUUUUCUUUAGAAUCAUGCUCAUGCCAUUCGAUAACUUUCUACUGCAGAAGCUAAACGGACUUUGAACACCCAACGGAUCGUCUUAUUUUCAUAGAAUUCGAAUUAACUUUUGAGAAUGUCCACACUAAAUGAUCUGCCUGUCGAAUUGCUGUCUCAAAUUUUCAAGCAUCUUCCGCUUACAGAUCUUGAUAACUGCAGAUUGGUCUGUCGACAGUUCAUGUUGAUUUGUGAUGCAAUUCCAAUCACGGACCUAAUCUUUUGGAACAUCUCAUCGUCAUAUGGCAGCCGUAAAGACUAUUGGCAAUUUACCAACGAACAAUUCAGUUACUCGAAUUUAAUCGAUUUUCAUUAUGAAAAAAAGACUGGUCAUCGGUGGACAUUCAGAUUGGCUAAGCUCAAACAACUUUAUUAUCACGGUGGAGUGGAGAAUCCUUGUUUUUGGAAUCGAUUGAACGACCUACAUCAACUUGUUCACUUACGAUUGGAGAUGAAUGAAUUUUACUUUAAUGCGCUUAGAAUCAUUCAACUGAAUCUACCGAAUUUGGAGCGAUUGGAGAUUGGUGAAGGCUAUUCAGAGCAGUGUGAACUUCACUUGAAUACGCCCAAGCUUUCCAUGCUCACGUGCAGCGAAUUCGAGGCAAUUCGUAUCGCCGAUCCAACCACCAUUGAACAUCUUGAACUGGUUCGAUACACCGAAACUGCUGACCAACUGGUGAAUCUUAAAUAUUUGAAGGUUAAUUGGAAGACUAUUCGACACCGUAAAAUUUGGUCAAUAUUUGGCGAACUACAAACGCUGGUCUGCAAUUCGUUUGAUGAUGAUGGUCCGGAUGAUUUUGAUGCAUCCAUGGAAGCCAUACGGAAUCUAUUACUUAUAAAGAAACCCCACCAGAAAAUCUACUUUCAAUCGGUCGAAUUGGUCUAUCGGAGCACGAUCAACGAAUACGAAGCGUCGAAAAACAUUUUAGCUUUUCAGAUCAGCAAUUAUGGCUCGUUGUGCGCCAACAUAUCGCAUCACGGUCCACUCGAUUACAAUGAACUGAUGCGAUUGACGAAUGGUAAUCUACCGGUCGACUUUUUCCAGAAAUACUUUAACGUUCGAUCCGUCAAAGUUGUGGGUGAGGUAAACAAACCGGAACAUCUGUUGUGGUUUCUCAAACGUUUCGAGUAUUUGAAUCGUCUCGAAAUCGACUCAUCUUCCGUAAGUCAAGAGGUCUACAAUCAGCUACAUUCAAUUGGUCAACUAACGCGAAUAAUUGUAAAAAAUAAUGCGUCCAUUACCAACCAUGACGUCUUGUUAAAGCUUCGACUGUUAAAAGAGUUUUCAACCGACCAAAAUGGUGCACAUUUUUUGGAUUUGGCUCUUGCACUAUUCACAAGACACGACUUCUUUGCCAAAAUUAGUUUCAAUGUGCGAAGCGAACACAUUUGGAUGCAAAAAGUUUGGCAUUGUAGAAUGUAUCAAUUCACAAGACUAUUGCCCGGACAGAAGGGAACGGAAAAUGGCGGAUUCGAACUGUUGAAAUGUCCAAGAAGUCUAAUGGGCUUGGAUGAUCUCGAACAUGUAUUGAAAAAGUACAAAGUCUACUUAUCGACGGGUAAUUUUACCUAUCGUAAAGACCUUACGUAGAUUGAUCUUUUUUUUAAGUUUUCACAUAUUGCGUGAACUCAAAUCGUAAAUUUCAUAAACUUAAAAGAAAUCGUCAAAGCUUUACCCUUUUUAUAUUCGGAUGGCAACAUUUCAUUUUUUUUUUAAAUUCCAACAUUAAAUUACAUGAAAAAAUUGCACUGCGUAGCUUAUGCAAUAUGCGUUACAAUUCAAAGGAGCUACAACUGUUAAAUGUAAACAGUUGAAUAAAAAAACAGUACAGCGAACUAGAUAAUGAGGACACCCAGCCAAAGAAGAACUAAUGCUGUAAUCAGCAUUUGAUGUUCAAUAGAAGAUUGUUUUUUAAUCUUUCAAAUGGAUGUCGAGUAUACUGGGUCUUAAGGCAACUUUUGCUGAAAGGCAGUGUUAAUAAUAGCAUUUGAUCACAAUGAAUGUUCAAAAAAUCCGAAAUUUUGUUCUUCUAGUACUUCAAAUGUUAUUAGUAAUCCAUCGAAUGGAAUAUGAAAUCUAUUUAGAGAGUAGAUAUUUAAGCUUUUGCUAUUAUUAUUUUCUUCAAAAUCGAAAUUUUGAAAUUGAAUUUUUUGUAAUAUUUCUCAUAGAAAUGAAAUUAUAAACAUCAAAGAAUUGUUAACA